AUUUCCCAUUUCCCAAUUAGAUUUCAAUAAUUUAUUUAUUCAUUUUUUACAGAAUAAUAAUUCAUUAAAUAAAACUCUCUGGUCUGUCUCUGUUUGAUAAAGUGAUUAUGAUUGCAGGCGAGAUGUUCGACAAAAAGCCUCAGAGGAAGAAAGGGACAGUGAAACGACACCAUUUCCGUUUCUCGUAACCACCCAUGAUUAGCCUUGUCUCCACGCUCAGUCCUCGGCCGGUUAAAGCCCCCACCCGUUCUUACACACCCUUUUUCUCCUUCUUCUGAUUCUUCUUCUCCUGUUUAUUACACUUUUUUUUUCACUUAUAAAUAUAUAUAGCUUGCUUUACAAACAAACUUUUUUUUUUUUUUUCUUUCGCGGGUCCGGCAGUUCUGGCGUCGUGAUCUGUGUACCCUUUUAUUCAAAUUUUUGAUUUUUAUUAUAAAUUUGUGUAAUUUGUGGGAUGUUGAAGUGGAAACCGGCAAAGGAGACAGUUUGGGAGCUAGUCUUACUAGCUGUAAAGGCCCACUCUUGUAAACCUCCCACCAUGACCCCUAUUUGACUCUGUGGACUAGUAUACCUACCUACUACUACUACUACUCUCUCUCCUUUCCUUUCCUUUCUUUUCAACCUUUUUCUUUCACUAAAAUAAAAACAGAAUAUUUUUUGGGUGCCCAACUUCCACCUAGAUGAACUUCUUUUAAAGAGAGGUUGAGAAAAGAGAGAUCUUUGCUUGCCUGCUUAGCUAUGGCUCCUCCUCCACCUGGGAAGGAUUCUGGGUUUUACAGAGAAGGCAAUGACUGGUUUUACAAGGCGGGAUUGUCAAGUGAUAUUGUUGUUUCUGUGGAUGGAGUGAAUUUUCAUCUGCACAAGUUUCCUCUCAUAGCAAAAUGCGGGAAGAUGGCACAAAUUUAUGAAGAAUCUCAAAGUACCAACACAAAGAUCCUCAAUACAAAUCUGGAAGAAUUCCCCGGUGGCCCUGACUCUUUCUUGAUUGCAGCUAAAUUCUGUUAUGGUGCGAAGAUCGAAUUGACUCCAAGAAACACAGUAAUGGUUUAUUGUGCUGCAGACUACCUUGAAAUGACAGAGGCUUAUGGAGAAGGAAACUUACUCUCUAAGGCUGAGAAUUUCUUUUAUAAAAAUAUACUUCACAAUUGGAAAGAUUGCAUCUUGGCUCUCCAAAGCUCUGAGCCAGUGAUAAGUAGAGCAGAGAAGCUCCAGAUAGUAAACAGAUGUUUGAAUGCUUUGUCUGUGAUGGUUUGUACAGAUCCUAGUUUGUUUGGUUGGCCGAUGAUGAUGUAUGGUAGUCUACAAAGCCCCGGUGGAAGCAUUCUGUGGAAUGGAAUAAAUACCGGUGCAAGAAUUCAGAGCUCGGAAUCUGACUGGUGGUUCGAAGACAUCUCAUAUCUCGGCAUUGUUUUGUUUGAGAGACUUAUCAAGACAAUGGAGGCAAGGGGUAUACGACAUGAAAACCUUGUAGGUGCUAUAAUGUAUUAUGCAAGAAAGUACCUUCCUGGUCUGGGCCGAUGGCACAACGGACAAAGUAGCGUAACUAGAAUGGUUACAAGUUUUAAUUUGAAACCUGUUGCCCAUGAUCAAAAGGCUGUACUGGAAAGCAUUGAAAGACUACUUCCCCAGAAAAAGGGGAAAGUGUUUUGUCGGUUUUUACUAGGACUACUUCGUGUGGCUUUGAUUCUGGGAGUCAAUCAAUCAUGUUUGGAUUGUUUAGAGAGGAGAAUAGGGAUGCAACUUGAACUAGCAACCCUAGAUGGUCUUCUGAUUCCUACAUAUUCGGAUGCCGAUGCGUUGUAUAAUACUGACUGUGUUCAAAGGAUUGUCUAUCACUUUAUGUCGACAGAAACUAGGAUUGAGUCAUUUUCUCCAACAUCACAGGACUUGGAAACAUCGCCUUCAUCUGCACCGGUAAGAAAAGUUGCUAAGCUGAUAGAUAGCUACAUUGCAGAGGUUGCUUCUGAUGUGAAUUUAAAGCCUGCAAAGAUUCGUUCUCUAGCUGAGGCCACACCGGGGUCUGCAAGAUCAUUGCAUGAUGGGCUUUAUCGAGCACUGGAUAUAUACUUUAAGGCACACCCUUGGCUCCCAGAGAAAGAGAAAGAAGAACUUUGCAACCUCAUUGACUUCCAGAGACUUUCUAUAGAUGCAUGCGCUCAUGCAUCCCAAAAUGAAAGAUUACCACUUAGGAUUGUUCUUCAAGUCUUAUUCUUCGAGCAGAUGCAUUUGAGGACCGCUCUAGCUGGUUGCCUCCACGUCUUGGACAAUGAAAGUGCCCCUGCAGCUCCCACAAUUGAGACAGCUGGACAGAUUGUGCAACGAGACGGUUGGGUAACUGUUGUGCGAGAGAACCAAGUUCUGAAGGUAGAUAUGGAAAGGAUGAGGUCUAGAGUUGGUGAACUUGAAGAAGAAUUUAGUAAAAUCAAGGAGGAGAUGAAAAAAGUGAGCAAGUCUCAUAGCACCCUUGGUUCUCCCUGCUUAGUCGCUAGAAAAUUUGGGUGUAAGCUUCUUCCACAGCCGUCUGACGCUCAACAAGAGACUCUUGAGAUUACCGGGCCCACUCCUAGAGCAUCUGUUGCAUGUGAGCCCACUCCAAGAGCAUCAUCCGUCGAGCAGGCGCGUACUUCCGGUCAUUCUAGACACCGGAAAAGUUUCUCGUUGUUUUAAGAGCUAGUAUAUAAUAUAUAAGCAAAAAAAGAAGUCUGCCCAUGAUAACUAAAGCCUCUGUUUGGUACUCAGAAAGUUUUAAGGAAGGAGAAGAAUUUUUUUCAUACUUAGCUCUCUUUUGAGUGUAAUUUUCGACUGGUUUGAGCUGCUUUCAUUCCUUUCCUUCCGGAUUUUCUGCGGACCAAACAUAGAAGAACAGGGCAAUACUUCAACAGUUUAUACACGCAUUGCAUUGCAACUGUCAAUGAUAAGUGAGGUAACUCAUCAUUUUUUUCAAGUUAGAUUGUGUUGGUACUUUGCGACAUUCUUUUCAUCAUUACUCAAUCGAAAUCCAGCAGUGCUGAAUCAGGAAAAGAGGUUAGAUUUGCCAUUGCAGAUGAAAUGCUUUGAUCACAAGUGGAUACAAGUAAAUAUACCUUGUUUUUGUUUCAUAGAUAGAAAAGAGGAAUUGUUUAUGUUCCUUUUCAUAAUAUGUUUUAGUGUUUAAUUCGGGCUUUAUACGUGUAAAUCUUUGCAAAACAUGUUUGUAAAUUUAUUCAAACAAUGUGAAGAUAAAUAUAUAUUAGCAUAAUUAUGAGCUAAUAACUUGUUUAUUGAAACAUAAGCACGCUUAGACAUUAAAUGGAUAUGUAAAUUAAUAAUAAAUUGUUGUUGUUGUUU
Molecule: messenger RNA, 3327 nt
Organism: Humulus lupulus (European hop)
Lineage: Eukaryota; Viridiplantae; Streptophyta; Magnoliopsida; Rosales; Cannabaceae
Product: BTB/POZ domain-containing protein At3g44820
Exons: 4
Coding region: 739-2667 (642 amino acids)
Molecular function (GO): protein binding
Source: RefSeq, a predicted model, not a curated record